Varanus komodoensis (Komodo dragon) is the source of this 1238-nucleotide messenger RNA. It is a transcript of the gene LIN7B, whose product is annotated as lin-7 homolog B, crumbs cell polarity complex component. Gene Ontology annotation, biological process: maintenance of epithelial cell apical/basal polarity; protein localization to basolateral plasma membrane; neurotransmitter secretion. Gene Ontology annotation, cellular component: MPP7-DLG1-LIN7 complex; cell-cell junction; synapse. Gene Ontology annotation, molecular function: L27 domain binding. The record is from RefSeq and is a predicted model, not a curated record. NCBI's taxonomy places the organism in Eukaryota, Metazoa, Chordata, Lepidosauria, Squamata, Varanidae.
CUACAGCUCCCAGCAUUCCUGCCCCGGUGGACUACAGCAGGUUCAAAAUAUCUGGAGCGCAUCAGGCCGAAGUCCGUUGGGUUAAAGUAUGAGUGGGAAAGGGCGCGGGGAAGUAUGCCUGGACCAGUUCUGCAGAGGGGGAGUCCUUCCUCCCGGGCAGCCUGUGGCAUGCGGGCGAUCGCUCGCCGCGCCUUCCUUUUGCAACACGGCAGAGGCUCCCCCGCCUGGCCUCGCUCGUGCACGGAAGCGAGCGGGCCGGGCCGGGUGGGGCGCCUGAUGCACGUGCCCGGGCCGAGACGCGCACCCGGGUGGCGUGUCAGGUUGCAAAUCGCGUACGCAGCAGCGCUUCUUCCCUCCCCUCCGCUCUCCACGCGUUGACGUGCGAGACGGCGGCGGUGGGGCUUGGGGCGUGAAGAUGGCAGCGCUGGCCGAGCCUCUGGGACUGGAGAGGGAUGUGGCCCGGGCGGUUGAACUGCUGGAGCGGCUGCAGCGCAGUGGGGAGGUGCCCCCCCAGAAAUUGCAAGCCCUUCAGAGGGUACUACAAAGCAAAUUCUGCUCUGCCAUUCGUGAGGUCUAUGAGCAGUUGUAUGACACAUUGGACAUAUCGGGAAGCCCUGAGAUCCGAGCACACGCCACCGCGAAGGCGACAGUGGCUGCCUUCGCUGCAAGCGAGGGUCACGCGCAUCCCCGUGUGGUGGAGCUCCCCAAGACGGAUGAAGGCCUGGGCUUCAACAUCAUGGGGGGCAAAGAGCAAAACUCUCCUAUCUACAUUUCCCGCAUCAUCCCGGGAGGUGUGGCCGACCGCCACGGAGGGCUCAAGCGCGGAGAUCAGUUGCUGUCAGUUAACGGUGUGAGUGUGGAGGGUGAGCAACAUGAACGAGCAGUGGAGCUUCUGAAAGCCGCACAGGGCACCGUGAAGCUGGUGGUGCGCUACACGCCCAAAGUACUUGAAGAGAUGGAGGCGCGUUUCGAGAAGAUGCGGACAGCACGGCGCCGGCAGCAGCACAACAGCUACUCAUCCCUGGAGUCACGAGGAUAAUUUGCCUCAUAACCUGGUUACUUGGUCCACUCCGUCUGUGACUUUCCUGCCACACCCUCCCUUCCUUUCCACAAUGGUUUUAUCUGUAUAGCAGGAGACAUAUUUAUCUACCUUCCUCCCCUUUGUUUGGGAGGUGGGCCUCUAUGUACAGUAUUUAUUCUCCACAUUCCUCUUAUUUAAAGAUGUUCUGUGUGAAUGA